Molecule: messenger RNA, 432 nt
Organism: Rhizophagus irregularis DAOM 181602=DAOM 197198
Lineage: Eukaryota; Fungi; Glomeromycota; Glomeromycetes; Glomerales; Glomeraceae
Biological process (GO): signal transduction; protein phosphorylation
Cellular component (GO): cytoplasm
Molecular function (GO): ATP binding; protein kinase activity
Source: RefSeq, a predicted model, not a curated record
AUGGCUCCUGAAGUGCUGAGAGAUAAAGCUUAUACUCAGGCAGCAGAUAUAUAUAGCUUUGGUAUGAUUAUGUAUUUCACUGCAACUGGGAAGCAGCCUUUCAACAAUUGUGCACAUGACCAUGAUCUAAAAUUAGAGAUAUGCAAUGGAAUUAGACCUGAGGUAAAUGAACUGGAAGCGCCAAAAUGUUAUACUGACUUAAUGAGAAGAUGUUGGGAUUCAAAUCCAGAUAAUAGACCAAAUGCUAUUGAAAUAAAUGUUGAACUUAAGUCAUUUUAUGAUUGUUAUAGUUCUUAUAAAAAAGGUGAUUCAAAUGUAAUUGAAAUUAGAAAACAAUUUAAAGAAGCAGAAAUUUACAGAAAAUCACACCUCUCUUCUUUUAAGAAAAACAAAAAUCAUCCAGAAGCUAUUUAUACAUCUCAAUUAUUGUAA